GGUCGCCAGUCCGCGCCCGACGCCCGACGCCCGAGCGCUCCGCACGCCCAGCGCCUCGCGACUCCGAGCCCGCGACCUCACGCACCGACACCACCGAUCGCGCGCGAACCCUAACAUAAAUGUGAACCACCCUAUGCCUUAACACUACGUACGUACCCCGGCUUAACUUCCUUACCAAUAGUGAGCUAAACCGUUAAACCUUUGUGCAAUUGUGAUCCUUUUAUGCAAUCCUGGCCUCAUCAGCGCUGGUGAUUCAAGUCUUGGCGAGCACGUGGCUCCAGGAUCGAUAGCGGAUACUAUCCUCUUCAUUGUCUAUCACACAUCAAGGUCACCACGGCAGAUUGGUGGGGCACGCGUGCGCAUUGUCUGGAGCCGAUGAGGCGGCGGCGCUUGGCGCCAUGAGCUAGCGGGGAUGGGGGGCGAGGGGGCGGGCCGCGGCGCCGCGCGCUGGCACGUGGGCGACUCGCCCCCGCGCGCGCCCAUGGGCUUCGCGGCGCCCGCGCAGGAUGCGCCGCUGGACCGCGGGCUGGCGCCGGCGCCCGCGCCCGCGCCCGCCGGCAAUGCCGUGCUCCAGCGGACACACUCCAGGUCGAUGUCGUCGCUACCACCGGAGCCGUUUAUGAUGCUCCGCGCGAAGGCGCUGAGCAAGCGAGUGAUCAUCAACGUGGGCGGCGUGCGGCACGAGGUGCUCUGGCGCACGCUGGAGCGGCUGCCGCACACCAGGCUCGGCCGGCUCCGGGACUGCAACACUCACGAGGCCAUCACGGAAAUCUGCGACGACUACUCGUUACAAGACAACGAGUAUUUUUUUGAUAGGCACCCGAAGAGUUUCAGUUCAAUACUCAAUUUCUAUCGGACUGGAAAGUUACAUUUAGUGGAUGAAAUGUGUGUGUUGGCGUUUAGCGACGAUCUCGAGUAUUGGGGCGUGGACGAACUGUACCUGGAGUCGUGUUGUCAGCACAAGUACCAUCAGCGCAAGGAGCACGUGCACGAGGAGAUGAGGAAGGAAGCCGAGAGCUUGCGGCAGCGCGAGGAAGAGGAGUUCGGUCAGGGCACGUGUGCUCAGUACCAGAAGUGGCUCUGGGACCUCCUUGAGAAGCCCACCACCAGUAUAGCAGCCAGGGUGAUCGCGGUCAUCUCGAUCCUCUUCAUCGUGCUGUCCACGAUAGGGCUCACUCUCAACACGAUACCCCAGAUGCAAGUGUACGACGACAAGGGCGCGCCCAUGGAUAACCCGCAGCUGGCCAUGGUCGAGGCGGUGUGCAUCACGUGGUUCACACUCGAGUACGUGCUGCGGUUCAGUGCUUCACCGGAUAAAUGGAAGUUCUUCAAGGGUGGACUCAACGUGAUAGACUUACUGGCUAUAUUGCCUUAUUUUGUAUCUCUUUUCCUGCUCGAAACCAAUAAGAACGCCACUGAUCAGUUUCAAGACGUGCGUCGUGUUGUGCAAAUUUUCCGUAUUAUGCGAAUAUUGCGCAUUCUUAAACUUGCCCGACACUCGACCGGGCUACAGUCGCUCGGGUUUACGCUCAGAAACUCCUAUAAGGAGCUUGGAUUGCUCAUGUUGUUCCUUGCGAUGGGAGUACUCAUAUUCUCCUCAUUGGCAUAUUUCGCUGAGAAAGAAGAGCCGGGAACUAAAUUUAUUUCCAUUCCGGAAACGUUUUGGUGGGCCGGCAUCACCAUGACCACAGUCGGAUACGGUGACAUUUACCCCACGACCCCGUUGGGCAAGGUCAUCGGCUCAGUUUGCUGUAUUUGCGGCGUGUUGGUAAUUGCGUUACCCAUCCCUAUUAUCGUCAACAAUUUCGCCGAGUUUUACAAGAACCAGAUGCGGCGCGAAAAGGCGCUCAAACGACGAGAGGCGCUCGAACGUGCCAAGCGCGAGGGCUCCAUCGUAUCCUUCCACCACAUUAACUUGCGAGACGCGUUCGCCAAGAGCAUGGACCUCAUCGACGUCAUCGUGGACACAGGACACAACUUGUCGCAGGCGGACGCCACUAGCCUGGAGGGCGAGGCCCCGGCCACCACGGGCUGCUACAAACAGUACGAACACUCUAUCACCAGUAAGCUGCCUCAGAGUACUGACCCCAGCCAGUUUCAGAGCAGCCCUCAGAAAGAGCGUCGUUACUCGAACGAGGGGCUCGGUUCACCGGAGAAACGCUUGCUCAUAAAUCCUGAACCUACACCAGAAAAGAAGAUGGCUGACAAACAGCUUGACUUGGAUCAGCUGCCUUCUGAGUUUGAAUGUUGUUUUUGCACGUUCAAGGGUUAUAAGGAGUUCAUUGAUGCGGAGCAGCUGAUGCCCAUGUCGACGUCGGACCUGCGACAGCCCGUGUGCGUGGAGCUGGCGUGUCUGCAGCGACACCCCGCGCCCAAGGCGCUGCCCGAAGCCACGCCCAACAGUCUCGACAGCCCAGAUACAUUUGCAUCAUGCCUUACGCACCCUUUUCCUUCAGAGGGCGACAUCGCAUGCGAGAACGACUCUUCAAACUUGUAUGUGAAUCCUCUGGACGGUAGCGGCGGUGGCGGCGCGGGUGGGGGUGGGGGCGGGGUGUCCGCAGAGUAUAAUGGAGUGCGCAGGAGUGCAUCUGGGGAUGGAAGCGUGUUGUGUGCCAAAGGUUCACAGGGCGAAGUGUCGCCGCUCGGCUCGCGCGUCAGCCUGACGGGCGCGGGCGCGGCGCCGGGGGCGGGGGCGGUGGCCCGGCCGCUGGACGCGUCGCGCACGAGUCUGCCGCAGCCGCUGGACGAAGCGCCCGCCGCCGCCGACGACGCCAAGCCCAAACACAGAAAGGCUCGCUUCCAACAGGACUGGACGGAGGAAGAGAGGAAGCCGCCGAGAGGGAUAGCCACGAGGAUCAUUAAUCACCACAUCCUGUUUGGUAAGAAUGGCAACAAGCGCGGCGGCGGCUGGCCGCUAGAGGGCGACUCUCGCUCGCGCUCCAUACUCAAGAACAAGGAGUCGAGGGGCACUGACAGCGAGCUGCUACUCCAGGAGACCACCUCGCUCGGUGCCAACGGCGAUUCUGGCAGCGAGUCGUCGCCGAUUAGAUUGAAAGACUUCAAGGGGCAGAACCACAAGGGCGGCGCCGCGGAGAGAGACAACCUAGUCACGUAGUUAGUGUGUAGAGGGCGCUUCUCGCUUGACUUGCCUCGCCCCACACACGACGCGAACAUUAAUACUUAGAAUGCAAUAACAUAAAAUUAUAUACAAAUAAUUUUAACAUAUCAUUGGGCGAUUGUGACUGCUUGUUGAAUAGAUUUUCAUUUCGUAGAAUUAUAAAUAUUGUAAAAAAUAUUACUUAUUGUAAUAAUCGUUCAUUCCAAUCGAAAAGUUGAAGAAACCUAUUUGUUAAGUUUUUUUACGUGCAAUUAUUAAUUGCUAAUUUUAAUGUAAGCGAUAUAGUUUGUACAGCAUAGUUGAUGAAAAAUGAAGCAAUUAUUAAAAUUAAACAUUUUCUGAAAUUGUUA
Molecule: messenger RNA, 3468 nt
Organism: Helicoverpa zea (corn earworm)
Lineage: Eukaryota; Metazoa; Arthropoda; Insecta; Lepidoptera; Noctuidae
Gene: Shab
Product: potassium voltage-gated channel protein Shab
Exons: 13
Coding region: 413-3115 (900 amino acids)
Biological process (GO): protein homooligomerization; potassium ion transmembrane transport
Cellular component (GO): membrane; voltage-gated potassium channel complex
Molecular function (GO): delayed rectifier potassium channel activity; protein binding
Source: RefSeq, a predicted model, not a curated record